Sinocyclocheilus rhinocerous is the source of this 2732-nucleotide messenger RNA. RefSeq names its product arkadia (RNF111) C-terminal like ring finger ubiquitin ligase 2Ca (gene ark2ca). Gene Ontology annotation, molecular function: zinc ion binding; ubiquitin protein ligase activity. Lineage: Eukaryota; Metazoa; Chordata; Actinopteri; Cypriniformes; Cyprinidae. The transcript is spliced from 8 exons. The record is from RefSeq and is a predicted model, not a curated record. Bases 125 to 1054 code for a protein of 309 amino acids. Gene Ontology annotation, cellular component: nucleus.
AGGGCUCGCUGAUUGGCUGCCGUUCUCUUUGUGUGCGUGCAGCUGGCGUCUGGGCUGCAUUUUGAAUGGUCUCGUAUUGGAAGGCGAAGGUGUCCAUGGGCAGCACAGCAACAAAGGAGCCAGGAUGGUGUUAGUGCACGUCGGAUAUCUGGUUCUUCCCGUCUUCGGCUCGGUCAGAAGUAGAGGAGCACAUUUUAGCAGGCACCAGCAUAGUCAUGCUACCUCCUGCCGGCAUUUUCACCUGGCUGCUACGGCAACGUCGCUGCCUGCUGAGUUCCCGCCCCCUCCCCUCGCCCCGCCUCAGUACCAGGAAAUCCCGCCCCCUUUCUUACCUCAGGCCUUACAGCAGCAAUACCUCAUCCAGCAACAGCUACUGCAGCGCAGACGCACACAGGAGCGAGUCCCACUGAACACGCAUCGGUUACGUCCAGGAUAUGAAUAUGCUCCGCCCCUCCAUGUCCCUCAGCCAAUCCCACAGCAGCCCAGAUACCUGGCAGAAGGCACUGAUUGGGACCUAAGCGUGGACGCAGGAGUGCCGUAUCAGUAUCCUCUGCAGCAGAUCCCUCAACCCUACCAGCAUUACCUGGCCUCUCCCAGAAUGCACCACCUCCCCAGAAACACCUCCUCCACCCAAGUGGUUGUCCAUGAGAUAAGGAAUUAUCCAUAUCCACAGCUCCACCUGCUGGCGCUGCAGAGCUUGAGUCCCAGCAGACACUCGUCUGCUGUUCGAGAGAGUUAUGAGGAGCUGCUACAGCUGGAGGAUCGACUGGGAAGCGUCAGCCGAGGGGCCAUACAGACCACCAUAGAGAGAUUCACCUUCCCCCACAAAUACAAGAAGCGGAAGCCGCUGGAUCUGAAGUUAUGUGAGGAAGAGUUGGAUAUGGAUGAGAAAUGCACCAUUUGCCUCUCCAUGCUGGAGGAUGGAGAAGAUGUCAGGCGUUUACCCUGUAUGCAUUUGUUCCAUCAGGCGUGUGUGGAUCAGUGGCUGGCCACCAGUAGGAAGUGUCCCAUCUGCAGAGUGGACAUCCAAACACAGCUCACCCCCGAGAGCUGAAACACACCCGGCGAAAUAACACGCAUUAACAAAUAACUCACACACACAUGCUCUAUUUCACUCUUAUACAUCCACAGACAUUUCCAUCCACACACACACACUGUAUAUUACCUACACACGUGUAUGAUGAGCCAUCCGACACACACUAAACACACACUUACACGCUUUACUGAGCCAAUGACAAUAACUGACACUACACACUCACACACACUCACACACACACGUGCUGGUAGAAACUAAAAGGGUCUGUCGUGAGGAGUGAUUCUGUCUGUAGGGAAAUGGUGUGUGUCUGUAGCAUACGUGUGUGUAUUUGUGCAAUUUCUUAAGCCAUGAACUUUACUAAAGACCCUCCCUUUGCAUACAAUACACACACACACACACACACACACACACACACUUACACACUAAAUAUAAUAUAUACACGAUGGCGGAUAAGACACUGUCAAAUCUAGCUGCUGGAGUGUGUGUCCACUGUAUUUCUGAUCGGCAAUACUGCUUUAGUCUUACACACUGGAGCUACUUCGGCUUGCGUGUGUGCGUUUGUGCGCUUGUUCACCAUUUUGGUGCGUGUAUGUGUGUUAAUAUUUUCAUGGGUUAGCGGUGCACGAUGGUACAUGUAGAGAAGCCAAAAAAGAACACGCAACAACAAGAAAAAAAAAAUACGAAAACACAAAAGCAACUCAUUUCCGAGACAGCAGGAGGAGGGCUGUUGUCUUACAAAAAAAAAAGUAGGCGGAGAAUAUCGUGAUUGGUGGAUUCGUGUAGAUAGGCGCAGUAGUAGUUGCAUGCAUCUGUGCUUGGGUUGUUGUUUCAAGGUACACCUGGAAGCGUGUGUGCGCGAAUGCAUGGAUGUGUAUUAGCUCCUUUAAGCUGUGACGAUCCGUAACAUUAUCAGACUCAUGUAGCGUGUGUGUGUGCGUGAGAGAGACCCUGCCAUGACCUUUGACCCUAAAUGCCUACUGAAAAAAGCACAUGUGAGUAUAGCUAAAGUGCCCGGCCUUACUCUGGUGCUGCGCUGCCAUGGUUACUGUAUUUAUUAUUGGUAUUUAAAACAUGCAGUGUUUGGAGGGCUUGUGUGUGUCCAACGGUGUUCUUGUGUGACGGGUCUCCCCUCGUGGUUGCUAUGCUGGUUGCUAUGCUGUAUUGCUAGAACUACAAUGUAGAAUGUCGUGUGAUAGAGGACCAUCCGCCAACAGCACACAAGCAGGUCGAGACAGACGAGCGCGAUGCCGGAAUUAUUCGUAUUUGGCCUGAAACAUACGCAGGUAGUUUUCUGUUUCAGCUCAAAUUUCAUGAAUCUUGCUGAGCAAGUUAAAGUUGACAUGUUUACAGCUAGCUACACAAACAAUAGCACAUCCGGUUUAAUGGUGCAGAAGUUUGAACACUGGCGCCCUCUUGAGCACUGAAGUUUGCAAAAGUGCACAUUAUGCAAUGCGUAUGUUUCUGGCCUUAGUUGUUUAUAGGAUUAAUCACUUUAGUUGUUUUUAAGUUUAAUUUUAACAACUUGCAACAAGGAUAUUCUUUUUAUAUGGAUAGUUUUUUCCCAAAAUGUCUGGUUCAAUUUUGCUUGAUUUGUAAAUUUGACAAUUUCUCUCAUGGUCUGUUUCAGGGUGUGUUUAAAAUCUAGCAAUCUACCCUAUAUAAGUAGUUAACUAUGUAAGCUUGUUUCCACUAUGGG